AUGGAAAAGAAAAGAAAAACACCAGACUCUGUAAAUCAGUUGGAGACAUUUGAACCAAUAUCUAUGGACAGCAGCACUUCCGAGUACGAGCAAUGCAGCAAAAGUUUAAAUCAAGUUCCGUUAUUAAUAUCUGUGUCAUUUGUGGUUCAGAUUGUAAAACCGUUAACAAAAGAAAAUACACAAAUUAUUGAGAGUUUGUGAAAAGCCGAGGGAUCAAAAAUUACUCAACGCUGGUUUUUAAAGAUCAUGUUUAUACAGCCACAGCGGCAAUGCACAAACCCGAAGAUGUUUUUGUGGCUGAUCUCUACUAUCAUGCCCACUGUUGUAAAGAUUAUUUCAACAAAUAUAAUGCUGAUAUAGAAGAAAUAUUCGAAAACCUUGAAGAAGAAGAUGCCAUAACUGCUUGA
Molecule: messenger RNA, 407 nt
Organism: Paramuricea clavata
Lineage: Eukaryota; Metazoa; Cnidaria; Anthozoa; Malacalcyonacea; Plexauridae
Source: the annotation of a GenBank genome assembly